AAAUAUUUGACAAUGUCAUAACAAAUUCAGAAAAUAAGAUAAUAAUUUGAAUAGUGUAUUUUGGAUUGUUAUUUAAACAAAAUUUUCAAUGCUAAUUUCAAAAUCUCUCAGUUUUCCAAUCGAACAAUGGGGGAAAAUAUUUAUGAGACGGAUGUCGGAUAACAAAAUUUACAAUUGCGGCCCUAUACUAGACGAUCGAGGGAUAUGCGCAAUAAAGCCUUGUGACUCUGAAAUAUGCUAUCCCCAACCGAGAGUUAUCAUCAUAGGCGCUGGCAUGGCAGGGCUGUCCGCAGCCGCCAGAUUAGCAGAACGGGGCAUUGACAAUAUUGCCGUACUAGAAGCCAAUGAAAGACCAGGAGGUAGAAUUAAUUCAUGUUGGCUCGGUGACAUUGUGGCAGAACUCGGUGCUCACUGGAGGCCUGACAAUUGCUUCACUCAUCUAGUUCAUUCAUUAGCUGCGUCAGAAAAUCCUCCCCGCCCCGGGGUGCCAGGUGCUCUGCAUGCAAGAGGACUCUUUAAUAGAGCUGUCACCGGAAAAAUGUCAUUUCCUCCUACUAUCAGUGCAUACUACAAGUUUCGGCAGAUAGAGGAAGAGGCAGCACAAUUAUAUUGUUUGGGUGGGAACAAGCAGCAGGGAUCUUUGGUAAAUUUUAUGAGUCUUCGAAUUCAACAAGAGCUCCAUGAAUACCCACUAGAACAGCAGGAGGAUGCCGCUAGAAUAAUGUUUGGACUCGCACAUAUAGUAAGUUCCCGAUGCGCUAGCGAUACCGCAUUACUUCGGGCAGAUCACUCUUGUUGUUUUAUGAACAUGCCGGGUGGAGAUGUAAGAGUACCGUUAGGGUUGAUAGCCACUUUAGCACCGAUCCUUCGACAAAUACCGGAGGGAGUGAUACGGUACUGUAAACCAGUCAGUUCCAUCUACUGGGGCACAUCCCAAAAAGCGGGACAUCGUGCUAUAGUUUGUGCGUGCGACGGAGAAGAAUUCCCAGCAGACUAUGUCGUAACUACGGUAUCCCUAGGUGUGCUAGGUUGCAACGCUGGGCGUUUAUUUUGUCCGACACUAUCGGCCGCGAAAAUAGACGCAAUGCGAUGUCUUGGAUACGGUUAUUGUAAUAAAAUUUUCUUAGAGUAUUGUCGUCCGUUCUGGUUUUGGCAUAAGGGAGAUUUAAACUUUAACUAUCGUAAUAACGAACUUUCCUGCUAUUCGAACUGGACGAAGGGUAUUACGGCAAUAGAGAUUGUGCCUAGCAGCAAUCGUGUAAUAUGUGUGUGGGUUGCGGGUGAGGAAGCCAUGGCAAUGGAAUGCAUGUCCGACAAAGACGUGGCCGAAGACGUUACAGAUGUACUGCGAUGCUCGACUGGUAACCAGUGCCUACCAUAUCCGGUCACAUUGUUAAGAUCGCGGUGGAUUUCUGAUCCCUUCUUCUGCGGAUCUUACUCUUACGAAGUUGAAUGUACUGCUGGAGAAGCUCAGAGAACUUUGGCAUGUCCUCUACCGGGUCCCGGUUCUCCUAUACCGCCUAUCCUUCUCUUUGCUGGAGAGGCCACCGUCCCUGGUCACUUUGCUACUGUGGCAGGUGCUAGAAUAAGCGGCAUUAGAGAAGCCGAAAGAAUUGUCCAGCUUACAAUGAGAUACAAAGGUCCACCUGUACCAGUAGAAUGUCGACAAGCAAGAGCAAAACAAGCAUAAAAAUAUAACCUUUAAUUUAGCCUCACAUUCUAAAUUUAUUAACUGUUUCCUUUAGACUUUGUAUUGCAAGUUCUAAUUAUGUGAUAAAGUUACCGCACCGCAUUCCUUUUAAAUAGCUAGUUUUCCAUUGAAUUUUCGUUGCAAUCUCUUUGUAACCGUUGGCGUUAAUUAAAAUAAAGCUCAAAUAGUGA
Molecule: messenger RNA, 1881 nt
Organism: Papilio polytes (common Mormon)
Lineage: Eukaryota; Metazoa; Arthropoda; Insecta; Lepidoptera; Papilionidae
Product: peroxisomal N(1)-acetyl-spermine/spermidine oxidase-like
Exons: 3
Coding region: 89-1690 (533 amino acids)
Molecular function (GO): polyamine oxidase activity
Source: RefSeq, a predicted model, not a curated record